AUGAAUGGGACUCCUAGAAUGCGUUCUGGCUUUCCGCCUACUCCUGGCAGUGGCCAAAGGAAUCCGACGGGACGAGUAACAUCCCCAUUGCGGGAUCUUCCAACGGCCUCGCCUGCUGCGAUAGAAUCCGAUGCGCCAUUGAUACCGGUAGAGCUUAUUGAUGCUCCUAGCCAGCGCAUGUAUGUUACGGGAUUAUAUGGCUUGCUACUUGUAUGGCGUUUAUAUGAUUGGUGGCAGUUGGUAGAGGAUGAAUCAGAGUCUUUCCCAUUAUUCAUGAAAUGGGUAAUGCUGGACGCUCUCUUUUUAUACUGGGUACCAAAACUACGAAUACCGUGGUUGGAGUGGUCACAAUGGACAUCUCAUGUAGCUUUUGGGCUGCACGCUAUUUUUGAUUUCGUGCUGAUGUUCAGGAUUGGCCUUCCACUCCAAGGGUGGGUUCUACUUCUUACGAAGACCUUUUUCGACAGUGAACUCGCCAUUUCGGAGAACAGUGUUCGGCCUGCCACCAUUUUGCACAACUCAUCUUUGAUCAUGGGUAGGCAAAUUAUCAAUAUAUUGCCAGAGGGAUCCGCGACAUUGAAUCCGGAUGGUCUUCCAUUCUGUUUAGACAGUAGUCGUCCUUCUGUCAAGCUCCCGAUGUAUUUUAACCAGACCAAACCUGUACACAUUGAACUAUUACGCUUCGACUUCGAUACAAAUGCAAACGAAACGAUAGAGCUGAAGAAAAGAGACAUGAAGAACUUUCGAAAGAUGGAUGAUGAGCCAAACGUUUAUACGCUUGAUUACAUUGUGAAGAAACCGGGAUUAUACAGGCUUCACAAGAUUAUAGAUCAGUCGAAGCUCGAAGUACAGCGGAGAAUGUCUGAUACGCUUGUUGUAAAAUGCCCUAAAGCCAUCAUCAGGUCCACGAGCUCGGACAAGUGUCUGGGAGAUCUUUCCGACCUCUCUAUCGAGCUUGAGGGAACAGCCCCGUUGAAGAUUGUGUAUGGACGUACCAUCAACGACAAAGAUCGCAGUUUCCACUUCCAGAGUAAUCAACCGGAGAACUUCGUGUCGCCGCUCCUGGGUUCAACUAGGCCCAGCACAUUACUUACUCUAGGAAAUCAGGAUGUUUCAUGGGGACAAGCUAGAAAGGUUGUUAUUCCAUUGAAUGAAUCUAUGACCCCCAGUGGUUUGUGGUUAUACUCGAUCAAUGAGAUUCACGACGCUACUGGAAAUGUCGCAAAUUUCACGCUCAUUGGUGAAGAUGGAGAGCUCAUCUAUCCCAAGAAUACACACAUGGAACAGAGUCUUACAGUCCAUGAGAGGCCCCUCGCAAGGCUCACAGGCUGUGAUUCUAGGAGUCCACUUAUGGUUGCUAUCGGCCAAUCCACACAACUUCCGGUAAAAUAUGCAUCGCCUGGCCGAACACCAGACGACACUUCUCAUACUUUGACAUACAAGUUCUCUCCCCUUGACACUCUGACCGCCGCGGGUGAUCAUGGCAGCGAGGUGAUUUUUGAGGAAUACUCUGCCCGGAAUGCCCACCAAUCGCCAAAUAUCCGCGAACCAGGUCUUUAUACCCUGGUGGGUGUUAAGAGCAAAUUCUGUGAAGGUGAAGUCAGGGAGCCUGCUUCUUGCUUACUGCUGAACCCACCCGAGCCACAGCUGUCUAUAAGCGCCGAGAAUAUCAACGACAAGUGUGCUGGCAAUUCCAUUGGCUUACUUGUUGACCUUGAUCUAAUAGGCACUCCACCGUUCGUUGUAAGGUACAACAUAAUUACAAAGAGUGGUCUCAAGCAUGAAUCGGUGAAAGUAUCUGGAUUACGACAUCAAUUGGAGCUCAAGCCUCGCGAUGCAGGUCAUUUUAAAUAUCAGUUUACCUCAGUGGAUGAUGCUGUUUACAAGAACCACAAAUUGAAUAGCAAUGAUUUAGUUCUGGAACAAGAUGUGAAGCCACCGGCUUCGGCCUAUCUUAGACGGCCUGCAGGUGAUAUUGACGCAUGCAUCGAAGAGCCUGUGGAGAUGAAUGUUGAGCUCUCUGGCGAACCACCUUUUACCUUGGAAUACGAGAUUGUUCAUGACGGAAGACGUCGAAAGCAAAAGGUCACUGGAAUCGAAAGCGACAUCUACAAGAUAAAGACGGAUCCUUUGGUCACUGGUGGAGAAUAUUCUCUCGCUCUUGCAAGCGUUCAGGACAAAACAGGCUGCAAGAUAUUCCUUAACGGCGAGGUCAAAUUUAUGCCUCCUUGGAGCAUCAAAUACCGAAAUGUAAAUGAUGAUUCUGGUAAGAUUUUGGAAAAGACUGCUAUGUCAACCAAUGAUGCGGUUAAGGUGGAUGCUCGUGGUACAUACGAAUUACUUGAUGUAAACGAUAAUCAGUGUCCCGGGACAGUCGAUCCCAAGGCAUCCUUAUUUGAGGUUGACUGGCUUCCAAGACCGAAGAUUAAAGUUGCUGAUAAUUCGGCUCUUGUGCUGGAUGGUAAGAAAUAUGUUAAGCAUGAAGUAUGCGAAGGUGAUAUAGAUGCAGUCGAGGUCAAUCUUAUUGGUAAGUUCCCCCCUUACCACGUCAAAUAUGAGAUUCGUCACAAGCCGGAACAUGGCUCGGCAUCUAUCAGUAAUAAAGAGUUUGACGCAGGUCUUGGACUUUCAACUGUUUCCAUGGACACAAUCAAGCCUGGUCUUUAUGAGUAUAAAUUCUCGGAGCUCUCCGACAAUCUUUAUGACCAUGACUCCAAGAAGUUUUCGCCGCUCAUCAUUGAGCAAAAGGUUAACAGGAAGCCAGCUGCAAAUUUCAUUAAACCAGGACAAUCAUAUAAAUAUUGCAAGGAAGAGCUCGCUGGGGAUGAGGUUAUCCCUAUUAAACUCGAGGGCAUUCCUCCAUUCUACCUUGAGAUCGACAUUAAACAUCAGAGUAGUGCAAGACCAGAAACUGUCAAGAUUGCCAAUAUCGAUUCCAAUCAUUAUGAUUUCCGGAUACCUCACCGAGUGCUGUCGCUAGGCAUUCAUCAAGUCAGUGUACGAAAGAUUCGCGACUCCAGAGGGUGUCAGCAAAAAACAGAACAUGGUGCUCCUCAUGUACAAGUACAAGUUUACGACGUUCCUACUAUUCAUCCCUUGGAGUCUCGUACAGACUACUGUGUGGGAGAACGAAUCGGGUACACAUUAUCGGGCACAGCGCCGUUUGAAAUUUACUAUACUUUUGAGAAUGUGCAAAGGAAAGCAAAAUCACCAAAUACUAGUUUCAGACGUAUUGCCGAGAAGCCAGGAAACUUCACAAUAACUGCUAUAUCGGAUAAGGCCAGCGAAUGUAAAGCAAAGACUGAGAUCACAAAGAUUAUUCACCAAAUGCCCAGCGUCAAGAUCAGUAAAGGAAGGCAGGUGGAAGUUGAUAUUCACGAGGGAGGGCAAGCUGAACUGCUAUUCGAAUUCUGGGGCGUACCGCCUUUUGAGUUCACGUACACAAGAAGUACGAACGCGAAGAAGGGCCAGAAGUCUCAUGUGCUGGAGACCAGACAUGAGAUUUCAUAUGAACACAGCAAGACGAUACAGUCUUCGCAGGAAGGUACUUAUGAAGUAGUGGCCAUUAAGGAUCAAUUCUGCUCCUUCUCAACACAGAAAUCGGAUGGAAAGAGUGGGCAGAAGUUGCUUCAAUAUUAA
Molecule: messenger RNA, 3639 nt
Organism: Botrytis fragariae
Lineage: Eukaryota; Fungi; Ascomycota; Leotiomycetes; Helotiales; Sclerotiniaceae
Product: putative nucleoporin pom152 protein
Exons: 5
Coding region: 1-3639 (1212 amino acids)
Biological process (GO): protein import into nucleus; nuclear pore organization
Cellular component (GO): nuclear pore transmembrane ring
Molecular function (GO): structural constituent of nuclear pore
Source: RefSeq, a predicted model, not a curated record